GAGUUGGAUCACCACCACAAUAUUAUAUUACCAUUACCAUUACAGAUGCUGCAAACAUUGUUUUGUUACUACCGCCUUGAUUGAUCAUGGCCGAUGCUUAUCCAAAGGAGGCACCUACGCCCAGCAAGCUUGAAUCUCAAAUACUAGACGCAGUAUUACACCGAGAAUCCAAAGGAACUUCAAUCAAGUCAAUUAAUCGAAUCAUCUUAAAAUUCCCUAAAAUUGAUGAGAGCUUAAGAAAAUGCAAAGUUAUAUUCCAACAAUUUGAUGAAGACAGAAACGGUGCCAUCGAUAUAAAAGAGCUGAAACAUUGCUUUGACAAGCUCCAAGUAAAGUUCACAAACGAUGAAAUCAAUGAUAUAUUUAAGGCAUGUGAUUUAAACGAUGACAUGGGAAUCAGCUUCAAUGAAUUCAUUGUUCUUCUUUGCCUUGUCUAUCUUCUCAAGGAAGAUCCUGCUGCCCCCCAAUCUAAAUCUCGAAUGGGUAUCCCAGAUCUAGAGGCAACUUUCGAAACAUUGGUCGAGUCGUUUGUGUUCUUGGACAGUAAUAAAGAUGGCCAUGUCAGCAAAAAUGAAAUGAUACGUGCAAUAGAGGAAACUAGGCAAUCUGAAGGCCAAAUUGCCCUCAAAAGAUUCGAGGAGAUGGACUGGGAUAAAAAUGGAAUGGUGAACUUCAAGGAAUUUCUAUUUGCGUUUACUGGGUGGGUUGGAAUUGAGGAUGAUGAAGAAGACUAGUGAAUAAAUGCUUUGAAGCAUAAUGUUUUGGUUUGUGUAGUGAUGGCUGACCUGAUAAAAUGGACAUAAUGUUGGUUUACUCUGACAGCUACCCGGUCUUUCUUCGAAUUGGUAUUCUUUGCUUAUGUAUGAGUUAUAGGGGGUGAGGUCUGAUGAUGAAAUGAGUGUUCUAUGUGCUUUUUUAAUUUGUAUCUUUAUUAUUUAUAAAGAAGUUGAAGUUUAGGUGGUUUUCUACAUGGAAGUUGUAUUUCUUU
Erigeron canadensis is the source of this 988-nucleotide messenger RNA. Its product is annotated as probable calcium-binding protein CML21. The transcript is spliced from 5 exons. The record is from RefSeq and is a predicted model, not a curated record. Bases 87 to 734 code for a protein of 215 amino acids. Gene Ontology annotation, molecular function: calcium ion binding. Lineage: Eukaryota; Viridiplantae; Streptophyta; Magnoliopsida; Asterales; Asteraceae.